Messenger RNA from Xiphophorus hellerii (green swordtail), 2054 nucleotides. RefSeq names its product otolin 1a (gene otol1a). NCBI's taxonomy places the organism in Eukaryota, Metazoa, Chordata, Actinopteri, Cyprinodontiformes, Poeciliidae. Gene Ontology annotation, molecular function: protein binding. Bases 573 to 2054 code for a protein of 493 amino acids. The transcript is spliced from 6 exons. The record is from RefSeq and is a predicted model, not a curated record.
GUCAGGGCAAUAAUGAAAUACCUAAGAUUAAACCUUGUUCCCACAUUUGAAUGGACCAGUCAAAGUCCAGUGUCUAGGAAAUAGCACCAAGACCAAAGAUCCAUUCAGUCUAACUAAGCUUGAGUAUAGCUAAUACUUAGGGGUAAAUCUUAACCUUAAAUCUGUUUUAGAUUUGCAUAGAAGCUGAAUAGCACAUUGAUGGAAAGAGCAAACCUCAAAAGGCGUUUGAAGAGAUUUGCGUGUAGAAGCUUGACAUUAAUGUCAGAUAUUCUGACACACUGAGAUCAGUUAAUCAGUGUUAAAUUUCCAUUAUGCUUCUCUGGUUUUCUGGGCUGAUCUUUAGGUGUGCUUGAUCAAGGAAGUAAAUGGUUGGCUCAGGGUUUCCUUGCCACCUGUUUCAAGACAUUGAUCCUCCUCCCACAGGGUGUACAGUGAUCCAUUGAUCUGCUUUGAAGUACUGCCAGACGGUGCCGAAGUUAGGCUACAUGAGCAAUAAAAGGGGGGCUGUAUACACCACGAGUACCUGCUUGGUUGGGAUGGAGUGAAGAAUCAUCACAGUCUACAUAACCAGCAUGCCAUCCGCUGAUCUCAUCCUGGUGACCACCGUCUUUAUGGCCUUCAUUAUUACGCUCACGUCUGGUGGCAGGACCACACACUGGCCCAAACCUCAGAACACCAACAAGCCUCCUCAAACUGGGACCAGUGGUUUCGGUGGGGGAUUAAGGUCUGGACAGAUUGCUACAAAAAACCCAUCUCCCUCCAGCAGCCUGCACACAGAAGAAACAACUGGGUUUAUGACGGAUGGAUACUCCCUGUCCCCAACAGACAGCAGCAUCUUCAACAGUGAGGCUUACCCAACUGAGUACCUCACUGAUGCAAUCCUCCCCCCUGGAAAUGCCCCUGGAAAUUAUACAUUUGACUACAAUGAAUGCUUCUUCAAUGUUUGUGAGUGCUGUCCACCAGAGAAAGGUCCCGAAGGUCCGACUGGCGAAAAGGGGUCACCGGGGGAAAGGGGCCCUCCAGGUUUACCAGGAGAAAAGGGAGAAAUUGGACCCCCGGGUUCUCCGGGACCAGCUGGGUUACCUGGGCUCAGUGGAUUAAACGGAGAGAAAGGUGGAAAAGGAGAUCAAGGGCCAAACGGUUUACCGGGCUCCCCUGGAGUCCCUGGGAAACCUGGAGAAAAAGGUGAUUUGGGCUUCAAAGGAGAGAAAGGUGAAAAUGGGAUCAAUGGGCUGAAAGGAGACGCAGGAGAAAAAGGAGAGCCUGGUCACAAUGGAACUGUGGGCACCAUUGGACCUAUGGGUCCUCCAGGGACAGCUGGGACAAAGGGUCAGAAAGGUGAACAGGGACGUUUGGGAGAAUGUCUACUUGGUGAGAGAGGGCAGAAAGGUGAUCUUGGUGAUCCUGGGCCUCCUGGUCCAAUAGGUGAGAUGGGUCCUCAAGGAGCAAAUGGCAGUGAUGGUUCAAAAGGCGAAAUGGGGCCAGCAGGAGAGAAGGGAGACACUGGCGCAAGAGGGCCUCCAGGUGCAAGGGGAGUAGCAGGAAUGAAGGGGGAGAGGGGAGUUAAAGGUGUACGGGGCCCUCGGGGCCCAAAAGGCGAUCCAGGUGAGAGUUUGGAGCCGGUUCGUUCUGCUUUCAGUGUGGGUUUGUUCCCAAGUCGGUCCUUUCCUCCACCUGGACUGCCUGUGAAGUUUGAUAAGGUCUAUUACAAUGAGGAGGGUCACUGGGACCCGGCACUCAACAAGUUCAACGUCACACACUCGGGAGUCUACUUACUCACUUAUCACAUCACUGUGCGCAACCGGCCCCUGCGGGUUGCCUUGGUGGUUAAUGGGGUGCGGAAAGUGAGGACACGAGAUUCCCUUUACGGCCAGGACAUCGACCAGGCUUCCAACCUUGUCCUGAUGCAGCUCAGCGAGGGAGAUCAGGUGUGGCUGGAGACCCUGAGAGACUGGAACGGGGUUUACUCCAGCAGUGAGGACGAUAGCACCUUCUCUGGCUUCCUGAUUUACCCAAACUCAACUAUAAAAACAAGCGCUAUGAAAAAGAUUUGA